Molecule: messenger RNA, 1016 nt
Organism: Oryza brachyantha (malo sina)
Lineage: Eukaryota; Viridiplantae; Streptophyta; Magnoliopsida; Poales; Poaceae
Product: noroxomaritidine/norcraugsodine reductase-like
Exons: 2
Coding region: 87-935 (282 amino acids)
Molecular function (GO): oxidoreductase activity
Source: RefSeq, a predicted model, not a curated record
UUUCCGUUGUCGGCAUAAAUUUUGUCCAAAAAUCAAUUCGCAUCCGCUUCGUUACUCCGUACACCGGCACCAGAUCGGUCACCGCCAUGGCGGCCGCGAGCAGGGCACGGCGGUGGAGCCUGGCCGGCAAGACGGCACUCGUCACCGGCGGCACCAAAGGCAUCGGCCGCGCCGUCGUGGAGGAGCUCGCCGGGUUCGGGGUGAGGGUGCACACGUGCUCCCGCGACGACGCCGGCCUGCAGGAGUGCCUGCGCCAGUGGAACUCCGGGGGCGCCGCCGGCGAGGGGGUGGUGCUCGCGGCGCCCGUCACGGCGUCGGUCUGCGACGUGUCCGUGCGCGGCGACAGGGAGGCGCUGGUGGCCGCGGCGCGCGACGCGCUCGGCGGUAGGCUCGACGUGCUCGUCAACAACGUCGGCCAGGUGCUCGUCGGCCCGGCCGCGGAGACCGCGCCCGAGGACUACGCCCGCGUCAUGGCGACCAACCUCGAGUCCUGCUUCCACCUCGCCCAGCUCGCGCACCCUCUCCUCCGCGAGGCGGCUGAGGCAGGCGGAGGAGGCGGCAGCAGCAGCGUGGUGAACAUCUCCUCCUCCGCGGCGUUCCACGCCGCGCCGCACUUGGCCGUGUACUCGGCGACCAAGGGCGGCUUGAACCAGCUCACCCGGAGCCUCGCCGCCGAGUGGGCACGCGACGGCAUUCGCGUCAACGCCGUCGCGCCGGGAGGCACCCGGAGCGACAUCUGCAGCAGCAGCGGCCUGACGCUGGACGAGGAGACGGUGCGCAGGCUGGCGGACGCCGGCGGCAUGGACCGCGUCCCCAUGCGGCGCCUCGGCGAGCCCGAGGAGAUCGCCGCCGCCGUCGCCUUCCUCUGCAUGCCGGCCGCCUCCUACAUCACCGGACAGGUCAUCUGCGUCGACGGCGGCCGCACCAUCGCCUAGAACCAUGAAAGCUACCUAGAUAUUCUAGCUAGCUCGUCAGCCUCGUCAAGAAAAUAAUCAAGAACAGCAUUGCUAAUUAAU